Messenger RNA from Fragaria vesca subsp. vesca, 2044 nucleotides. RefSeq lists its product as uncharacterized. The transcript has 4 exons. The record is from RefSeq and is a predicted model, not a curated record. The coding region runs from base 151 to 1470 and encodes 439 amino acids. NCBI's taxonomy places the organism in Eukaryota, Viridiplantae, Streptophyta, Magnoliopsida, Rosales, Rosaceae.
CAGCAAACCCCCAACCCCUCCCUCUCUCUCUAUCUCUAUCCAUCGCCGCUCCCCCAAAACCCUCGCCACCGCCUCCGCCAGGUGGCCAACCAAGCUCCGAUUCACCACCGAACACUAAUCCAACCGUAGAAACAACCAAAAAGAACUCCAAUGGCAACCACGGCGAGUUCCGAAGUCUCCGACGGCCCGGUCCUCAGCCUCAUCAACAAGCGCAUCCGCGGCCUCCGCAAGAAGCAGAACCGCAUCAGCCAGAUGGAGGAGUCUCUCGCCCAAGGCAAAACCCUCAACAACGAGCAACUCGAGGUCCUCCGCACCAAGUCCGCCAUCGUUGCCUCCAUCGACGAGCUCGAGAAGCUUCGCCAGCCUCUCUCCGUCGCCGUCGCCGAGGAAAUCAGCCUCGCCGUCCAGGUCACCGCCCCUCCCGCCGCCGCCGCUACUGAGCCCGAAGAACACCACGAAACUCCCCCCAAUGCUGUGCAGCAGAGCGGCGAAUCCGCCGCCGACGUCGAUGAGCAGAACCACCACCAGGCGGCGGUGGAGGAGCUUCUGAACCUGCUCUACUUUGGCUCGUUGUUCGAUGUCAAGACGCAGAGUGACUUCACCUCGAUUAUGUUCACCAGGAGCCACGAGAGAGGGUGCUGCUUGACCUAUGACACCGUCACUGAUGACGACACUGAUAUGCUCGCCGAGAAGGACUUGGAUUUGCUCUCCUCACUCAGUGGCUUGUUGAUCUCCAGGCCGGUGGCUUCGGGCUUAUCUCACAAGAAUGCUCUGCAGCGCUGCAUUGAGCACGCCAAGCUAUGGCUCGCUAACUCAGACCAGCCAAUUGAGCCUAAUUCUAGUGUCACAUAUGUGAGUUUGAGAGAGAGGCUUAGUAAGAUUAUGGCUUCGGACUACUUUACCAUCACUCCAGAAAUGAAAGCUCCGGAGGCAAUGGCAGCUGCUGCUGGUGGAAACUUUGCUCCGUUUCAGGUGAGGGGUGUGGAUGUGGACAGUUCAUUUGUACAGUUUCAGCAGCAGAAGGGUGAGGAGAUGCCAAAUCUAGAAGGACAUGACAGUGGUGAUAAUCAAUCGGGUCCUGUUGAGGAGGUUCAGAAGGAUGAAUUUGAAACCGAAAAUUUUGCAGAGGUUGUCUUGGUUCAACAUGAACAAAUCAAGCCAGAAACAGAAGUAGAGCAUAAUGAGAGAGAUGUAGAAUUCGAGCAACAUAAUGGUCCACGUAGGCAGUAUCAAAACCAAAGAGGUGGCCGUGGAGGAGGCCGUAGAGGUUACUCUAAUGGCCGUGGUGGCCGAGGCAGAGGAGGUGGUUCUUACCAGAAUGGUCAGAACCAGUUUUAUGACCAGCCUGGAAACUAUUAUUCAAGGAAUUACAAUAGGGCAAGGGGCGGUAGAGGUGGUGGUCCGUCUUACAACAACCAUGGUUCAGCUCAAGAUGGCCAUGCCUCAGCUAACAUUGGAGUUGCUUCUUAACGGUACUCAUACUCUUGGUAGGAUGCUCCUUACUAGUUUUACAUGUGGGUGGUGAAAACGUUUUCUGCUUUUGUUGGAAAGUGUAUUGGAUAUGGGUUUGCUGCUGUUGACGGAUUUAUCAUCCAUGAACUUUCUCGUUUCUCUGUAGUUCAGCCAAUGGGUUUUGGUCGAAACCAUCCAGGGAUAGAUUUUGCAUUAGUUUUCUUGGACAAUGUUUCAGGAUGGUGGCAGGCAACUUAACUUCUCAGUAUGAUUCUAUUUUAUGGUCGUUUCUCUAGUACUAGAUCUUUUAGUCUUUGUUGAUGGAAUCAUCUUGAGAUGAAAUGGGUCAUUGAAUACUGUCUCCGUUCUAUUACAAGGCCCAUUUAUAUUGAUAAGUUUCGGCACUUCGUUAUCUUUUUUGUUUUUGUUUUUUCGUGUCUCGUUUAUUUUUUGCUUCAGCAAAGAAAAGGAGGGAAAUGGAAUAGACUGGUGAGCGAGAAGCAUAUAUAGAUGAAGUGAACCAUAACAUACUUGGUCCAGGAAUAUAAACCUUUUAGUGUUAGUGGUCUUCACGUUUUGCUUUCCCCAAGGG